Messenger RNA from Gambusia affinis (western mosquitofish), 3021 nucleotides. RefSeq names its product cyclic GMP-AMP synthase. The coding region runs from base 170 to 1579 and encodes 469 amino acids. Gene Ontology annotation, biological process: cellular response to exogenous dsRNA; positive regulation of defense response to virus by host; activation of innate immune response. Lineage: Eukaryota; Metazoa; Chordata; Actinopteri; Cyprinodontiformes; Poeciliidae. The transcript is spliced from 9 exons. Gene Ontology annotation, cellular component: cytosol; nucleus; site of double-strand break. Gene Ontology annotation, molecular function: double-stranded DNA binding; chromatin binding; 2',3'-cyclic GMP-AMP synthase activity. The record is from RefSeq and is a predicted model, not a curated record.
UCACAGCAGAGCUCCGGUUCUGCUGGGGCCGGUUCGGUUCCAGGUCCGGUUCAGGGAAUCAACAUUUUCACAGCAGGACCCGGUCCAGGCAGGCUUUUUAUGACGGACUGCUGAUUUGAGGUCUUUCAUUCUGGUUUCCAUGGUAACCGCAGUCUGAGACGACUGCAGGAUGGACACAGAGGACAAUCAGCCCGAGGUCGUCUCUCCUGUGAGGAGAAGGUCAAGAGUUCAGCAGCAAGACUCAGUGGAAAGCUCCGUGUCGGUGGAGGAACCGGUUCCCAUUCCUCCGGAUCUGGCCCACCGGAUCAAGCUGCGGGCCAAGGAGCUGAAGAUCCGGCAGAAGGACCGCUCCUGGGCCGCCGAGCUGGUCAACGACUUCAGGGAGAACCUGCUGAGGUUCCUGAAGAACAGCAGCGACCAGCCGCUGUUCCAGUCGGCCGACUUCCUCACCACAGGAAGCUACUUCGAGAAGGUCAAGAUCGACGUCCCUGAUGAGUUCGACAUGAUGCUGAAGCUUCCGGUUCCCUCUCGCUUCAGCACCACCAAGCUGGACGCCGGCCUGUUCUACCGCAUCGACCUGACCCGAACCACGCGCAGCCCCAUCAAGGACUUCCUGCUGGACGACAGACUCACCCUGUCGUCCAGUAAAAUUCUGACGGAGAUGUUCCGGCUCGUCCGCAAGUUCCUGAAGACCUACAGAGUUCUGGAUCAUCGCUGCCGGUGGGAGUUGAACAGGAAGAAGCCCAGCUCUCCCGCCGUCACGCUGUCUCUGUGCCGGAGAGACAGCGGCGGGGAGGAGCUGAUUUCUGUGGACGUCGUUCCAGCUCUGGAGGUCCAGAUCUGGCCCCCUGCGGUGCGAAACGGCCCAGAUGUGGACAGAUGGCUGGGAACGAAGCUUCGGCAGGAAAUCAGGAGCUUACCUUGUUACUUUGUUCCAAAGAGACAGAAAGGACGGAAACUGAGCGAAGACGCCAAAGAAAGCUGGAGGAUUUCUUUCUCUCACAUUGAGAAGAAAAUCAUCACGUCUCACGGCAACAAGAAGACCUGCUGUGAGAGCAGAGGCACCAAAUGCUGCCGCAAACAGUGCCUCAUGCUGUUGAAGUCUCUGAUUGAGGGUCUGAAACGGCGCUAUCCCAAAGAGCUGAAGGACCUGUGCUCGUACCACGGCAAGACGGCCUUCCUGCACACGCUGUCCACCCGGUAUGAUGAUUCCUCCUGGGCUCCUCAGCAGCUUCCCACCUGCUUCCUGCAGCUGGUGGCUGCGCUACAGGACCACGCCCGCACAGGCUCGCUCCCUCACUUCUUCGUUCAUGAGAGCAACCUCUUUGCGACGUCCAUGUUUCCUCGCAGAGCUCAGGAGUUCCUAGUCAAAGUCCUGGAGGAACAGAUGAAGGAAGGUCUGCCGCUGCUGAGGCCUCCGCCUCUUCUUCCUUCUCUGAAAAUCGUCACUAUCGGAUCCGAAAUGAACCCAGAAGAACUUCCUGAAAAAUCCCACCCUCUGAUUUCUUCUGAUUGGCUGAAGCUCAUCCUGGUGUUUGUUGUAGCGGUGGCCUUUGGCUUUAAGUUCCUCUGUUUUUAACUAGGCCACUGUUGUCCAAAGUCAGUCAUCAAGGGUCGCCAUGCUGGUUCAACACACCUGAAUCUAACGACGGUUCAUCAGCUGAACUUUGUGAUGCUCUCAUUUCAAUCAGCUGUGUUGAAGCACAAAAAACAGAAAAUUAGCUGCAUCUCCAUUAAUCAUAAAAUUGAGCAAAUUAGAAUUACAAAAAUGAAUUUUUUUAAUGGCAACAUGUUAAUUUUGAAAAACCUGAAAUGGGUUUUUGGUUGAUUCCUCACCUCAACUAAGUAUUUAAAUUUUUAUAUUUCACAACACUGUAGUUGAAAUGUUUUGAUCACACGAGUCACAUGAUCAACAACAGGAUGUUACUACUGGCGGAAACAACAAAGAAGAUAACAGGAAGUAGUGGGAGGAUGACCUUGUAAUACAUUCUUUUGUGAAUACAAUUCUUCACGUGAUUUUAAAGGUGUUUCUUAUUUAGUGGAAACACCGCAAUUGAGAAAUAUCAAAAAGGUUUUAAUCACAUUUUUAAUGGAAAUGCAGCUAGUGGCAGCGGCCCUUGAGGACUGGAGCUGGACACCCAAAACAUGAACUAGGCCAAAACAUGGGUGAAAUAAUAGAAAUCAAGCAGAAAUACAGAAAAAUAAUUUUUUCAAAAUGUUAGUUUCAGUUUCUUAAAUUUCUGUGUAUUUUAGUAAUUUAUUGGAUAUAAUAUUAUGACUAUUGACAGGACAGAUGAAAAGGUUUUCCUCAAAGUUGAUGUUACAGGACAAACAGGGAAGCUUGAGGAUUUGAAUGAGUUACUGAUUAGUUGGGUUGCCAUUUUUGGUCAUAAUGUUAUGCCUGAUUCUUGUAUCCAUUGCAACAUUUCAGAUCUCAGCAGAUCUUAAUGUGUGUUUUUCAUUUUUUUAAAGGAAGCAGGAAGAAGAAGUGGCUUAGCUUCUUCUUCGUAGCCCCAAGUUUACAUACAAUUUCUUAACCAAAAUGGUAAUCCUGUAUAUGCAUAAACAUGCACAUAUUCAUGUGUUCAUAGACACUAAUUAAUGAAUGAAUCCACUAUCAGUUAGUAAGUUAUUCUAUUUUUAUUUUAAAACUUCCAAGCAACGUAAAUUUGCUUUUGGAUAAUUUCAUUGCUUAAGUUGAUACAUUUAUUUCUGACAACCUCCUAAAGCUGCUUUAAAUCCUGAUCAGAACAAAGAGCAGUUGGAUCAUCUGCAAAAAUAAAAAUCAAAAGGUUUUUUUGGGACUGAUAUGCGUAAUAAAGUUUGUAUCAGAAAAUAUUUUAAUAAUAUGUUCAUAUUUAAUUCAGAGCAGCAUGUUAUUAAAUAAAGCUUCUUUGGGAAACAAACAUAUGUAUCCUUUUCUAAAAAUGAAAUCUUAAAUAUUUCUCAGGUUGUAGCAAAAUUCUUGCUGCCUUGCUGCUGAAAUGUGCUAUACAAAUAAAAUUUGAUUGAUUGAAUAUA